CGCAGUGCCACCCCCGAAGUUCAUUUACAUCGACGUCGGCUAGCUUCGUACGCCUCGUCCGCUAUCAAGGUCACACUAAGAACUUAAUAAUUGCAAUUUUCCAGGUUUCUGAGAAAGAUAGACGAACCGACAUGAUCGGUAGGCUAGUGCUUCUAUCGGUCCUGGCUAUCGGCUGGGUUGACGCCCAGGCAUACAAGCACGAGUACCAAAAUGAGUUCACGGCUGACAACGAGUUCCUCCUUAAACAGAAACGCGUCUACCAAAUCCUCUACCAUUUCACGCAACCUGAGAUCAAGACUGAACUUUAUAAGGAGGGUGAGGAGUACAAUAUCGAGGCUCAUUUGGACAGCUACACUAACAAAGAAGCAGUGACGGAGUUCCUGCACCACCUGCAACAUGGCUUCCUCUCCCACGACAGCAUUUUCUCCAUCUACUAUCCAAGGGACAUCCACGAAGCGACCCACGUGUUCCGGCUCUUCUACUACGCCAAGGACUUUGACACCUUUUAUAAGACUGCCCUCUUCUGUCGCAACAGGCUCAACCAUCAACUCUUCUUCUUCACUUUCUAUCUCGCGAUUAUACACAGACCCGACACCAGCUACAUCAGGUUGCCACCUAUCUACGAGCUCGGGCCCUAUUACUUCUAUAACUCUGAGCUGCUCCAGAAGGCACAUCAUCCCAAGGAGACCGGCAAAUUAUAUCAAAAGCACAGCGCCGGCUACGACACGUAUAUCAUCCCCUACAAUUACUCGAACUUCUACCUGACGGACGAGUAUAACUACGAUCAGCGCCUCAACUACUUCACGGAGGACAUUGGCCUCAACAACUUCUACUUCUUCCUUCGAACACAAUAUCCAUCCUUCCUAAGUGGCGACGAAAUCAACUUACCCAAGAACUCCCGUGGCGAGGCUUACCUUUACAUACACAAGCUGCUAUACAAUCGAUAUUACCUCGAGCGUCUAUCCAAUGAUCUGGGAAAGAUCGAAGAUUACGACUACAGCAGGCCAUUUUAUCCAGGAUUUUGGCCAACUUUGUCCUACCCGAACGGCCUGCCAUUCCCAUCCAGGCCGUCCAACAGCUACUUCCCGAAAACCAAGUACCAUCAAAUUCACGAAAGCAAGGAAUACGAGAGCAGAAUCAGCCAGGCCGUGGACUCGGGCAUCGUCCUAACGAAGGAGGCCAAGACCUCCAAGAUCUACACCCCCGACGGUCUCGACAUUCUAGGUAACAUAAUCGAGGGCAACGCCGACUCCUACAAUCCACAAUACUACGGCAGCAUCGACUCGCUCGGUCGCGAUAUCCUCGGCUUUAGCGGCGUACCCCUCACCUCGGAGAAGCUCCAGCCCAGUGCCCUUCAGCAGUACACAACCAGCUUGCGCGAUCCUGCCUUUUGGCGACUCUACAAGAGAAUCUUCCACUACUACUCCAAGUACAAGUUCAACCAGAAGCCCUACAAGCCCGAAGAGAUUCAGUUCCCGGAUCUGCAAAUAAAAUCUGUCUCAACCGACAAGCUCAUAACCUACUUCGACCAUUUCGACGCGACGAUAAGCAACGGCCUGGCCGUCUCUAACGAACAAGAGGCCGAGUCCUACCUGAUUCAGGUGCGUCAGCACCGCCUCAAUCAUAAGCCCUUCAACGUCUACAUCAACAUCAACGCCGAGAAGAUGACCAAGGCUGCGAUCAGGAUUUUCCUCGGGCCCAAAUAUAAUGUCCACAUGAAGGAGAUCGACUUUACGGAGCAUCACAAUGAAUUUCUCGAGCUCGACAACUUCGUUUACGACCUGAGCCCCGGGGCGAACGCGAUAGUGCGCAACUGUCACGACUUUAAGAUCGUGGGCCACGACCCGGAGCCGAGCGAGAUCUUCUACAAGAGGGUCCUCAAGGCAUUAAACGGGGCCGAGCAGCUCAAGCUCCAGAGUCGGAUCCUCGCCUUCCCUGAGCGUCUCAUCCUCCCCAGGGGCAAACCCGAGGGCCUCGCGUUCAAGCUAUUCGUGUUCGUCUCGCCGGUGUCGGAACUCAAAACCUACAAGUUGAGAGUCUUCGGGGACUCCAUCAUCGACACACGGCCCUUCGGCUAUCCCCUCGACAGGCCCAUAAGUGACAUUGACUUCCACGGGCCCAACUUCUCCUUACAAGACAUUUUCAUUUACCACAAGCUCGAGCACGACCCAACCGUCGUCUACUAAGUGCCCCCCCCCCUCCAGAGUAGUGGGCCGACAUGCCGUA
Molecule: messenger RNA, 2226 nt
Organism: Ceratosolen solmsi marchali
Lineage: Eukaryota; Metazoa; Arthropoda; Insecta; Hymenoptera; Agaonidae
Product: arylphorin subunit alpha-like
Exons: 7
Coding region: 132-2186 (684 amino acids)
Source: RefSeq, a predicted model, not a curated record